This is a messenger RNA of Racocetra fulgida, 281 nucleotides long. Lineage: Eukaryota; Fungi; Glomeromycota; Glomeromycetes; Diversisporales; Gigasporaceae. The record is from the annotation of a GenBank genome assembly.
AACUUGAUGCUGAUAGUCAGGUUGAACGCCUUGAAGAUUUCGAAGAUUUUAUUUUACAAGAGGAAGAUAAUUCAGACAAAUGGUUAUCAUUGUUGACUUCAGAGUUAUCGGCUUCAAUUGCAUUAGAAGUUGAUAAUGACAAUCUGGUUGAAGUCUUUGAAAGUUUUGGAAAUCUCAUUUUGCGAGGAGUAAUAGUAGUAGGUAAUUUAGAUUUAUCAUUAUCACUGUUGGUUUCAGAAUUAUCAACUUCAUUUGCAUUGGAAUUGGUUACUGUUGUUUGA